ACCAAGUACGUUGAUUUAGUUAGUUGUUAUUCGGUGAUUUGUAUUGUUCCAGUGUCCAGGCGUGUUUACCAUACUCAUUGCUUCAGUGAUAUGCUAAAUCCACUUCCUUUGUCCUGUCAACUUUCAUCCCUUUCGUCAGCUCGGUAGAGAUACACUGCCGACUACAACAAGACGAAUAAGAUGGCCUCGGACACGACAGUGCCGAACAACGGACCCAAGUUCAUUAUUGUCACUGCGGUUUUGACUUCAGUCGCCAGCGUCCUGGUCGUGUACCGGCUCGUCUGGAAGGGCGCCUUCCGCAAAGGCAUCGCGGCGGACGAUGUCCUCGUCGGAAUGUCCAUGGUAUGAGUUGAAGCCCUAUGUAGCACAUUCAGGAACUAGCCUUAUAACAUCGGUAGACUGUGCAUCUUGUCAACACUAUCGUGGGAGACCUCGGUGAGUCGUGUCUCUGCAAGUUCUGGGUCUCCUCUGACAAAUGUCUUCUGCAGCUUGCUACUAUGCCUUUGGUCGACAUGCAAAAGAUGUCGCCAAAACUGGAGGGAAUCUGGUCCUGGGAUACAAGGUUGGAGACACCCUUUCUUUCUGUCUCAUAAAUCCCUAUCAAGCCCUGGACGGUCUUUUAACCGUUUUGCAGUAUUUCUGGUUUUUUCAGAUCUUAUACAAGAUCGUCUUGUGUCUGAACAAAAUGUCCUUCCUGGUAUUUUACCUGAGGAUCUUCCCCACUAAGAAAUUCCGACUACUCUGCUUCGCAACCAUUGCUGUCGUUGCAUCAGGCACGUUCGGCUUCAUGAUAGCAACCAUUUUCCAGUGCGUUCCCGUCCAGGCCAACUGGCACCGGCACAUAGCCAAGAAAUGCGUCAACAACACCAUCUUCCGCUGGUGCUGGGCUGGGUACAAUACCCUCAUGGACAUGUGGGUAUGUCUUAUGCCCAUGCCUCUGCUCGCAAGACUGCAGCUCGACACCGCGCGCAAGGUCGGCGUCAUGGUCGUCUUCGGCCUGGGUCUCUUCGUCUGCGUCACCAGCAUGAUCCGUAUGCGCUCGAUGGAAACGAGCACCACCACAACUGACCCUACCUGGGGAUCCUUCGACGCUCUCAUGUGGAGCGCCAUCGAGGCCAGCACGGGCAUCAUCUGCACCUGUCUCCCCUUCCUCAAGGGUCCCAUCCAGAACGCUUUCCCCCGACUGUUUUCCUCCAUCUCCCAGGCCUCCCGGAAGUCACGUAGUGGUGGGGCAACAUACGGGAUGGAAAAGAUGGAGCCCAAGUCGACAGGACAUUCUGGUUCAGCAAGUGGCACAUUGUGGUCGAUCGAGGGGGGCAACCCCAAGACAGAGCAGUGGACUCGAAUCGAGAAUGACGCUGCUAAUCAGGAGGGGAUCGGUCGAAAUCAAAUCCUGAAGAAAACCGACAUCGAGAUGCACAGCGACUAUAUAUCCCAAUAGAAGAGAUAGAGAGAGGGAAACAGAAAGAAAAUGACGAUGAGCUUCAGGGAGGGCGUCUGUUCUUUGUUGCUGUCUCUUUUAGUUUAGCCUAGUAAUCACGUGUUUUGUAUGUAAUCACCUUGUUUUACAAUACGCAUGGAUCUCACAAUACGAC
Molecule: messenger RNA, 1595 nt
Organism: Penicilliopsis zonata CBS 506.65
Lineage: Eukaryota; Fungi; Ascomycota; Eurotiomycetes; Eurotiales; Aspergillaceae
Exons: 1
Coding region: 476-1441 (321 amino acids)
Source: RefSeq, a predicted model, not a curated record